UAGAACAAGUUGGCAUGCCCGACCAUUCAAACAAAAAUAGCGGCAUCGAAUUUAUUAUUAUUUUUCAUUAAAAUGGAGAAAAAUAAGCGCAGGAGUUCGUUGCGGCAGCCGCCAGCCAGAGAUGACGAUCAGGCAGCGGCAGCGGGGACGCAGAAUUGCGUGCUCAAGCGUCGCAUCAGCUUUAGUGGCAAGAAGUCCGUGAGAGAGUUCGUGAAUACGGAGGAGCCUCACUAUUGGGAAGACUCCUACGAAUUAUCGGAUUGCACCAAUGGCGAAGACAACAGCAGAGAGAAGGCGCCAAAAGCUGGCCCCAGCCAGCAGGCGCCGACAGCGGACAAAGAGAAUAUACCCCUGCAGUUUGAACAUCCAAGCACCAGAAUCGAUAUGACGUUGAACCUGCGGACGAGCAUCGAUGUGCCCCGUUCGGUGCCCCGCGAGUCGCUGUUUGCCGAAAGUCUCUCUCUCUCUUCGAUGGGGCGUGACAAGCUUAAGGAUACGCUGUACAGCUAUCCAAUUACGGACAAGACCAUAGAUCUGAUGCAGAUCUCAUCCAAAGUUAGGGAAGACUGCUCGGAGUUGUCCUCGUUUGAAAUGGAACAUAUGAAAACACAACCAACGAAAUCUGUGGGUGAUUCCUUUAUGGACAUCACGCCACUGGGAUAUACUGGUCCAGGUACUUCUGCAGCUGCUGCAGUCCCCGUCCCAGCAGAAAAGGAGAAUGUUGAUCCUGUUCAGAAAUUGGUGCAUAUGGAGGUGGAAGAGGGCCAAAAGGAGAUCCAGAGGCAGGCAGAUAUAUCCUUUGACUGGGACAUGAAUGAUUCCGAUGCCAGAGACCGACUGCCGUCACAUGGCUUCUUUCAGACAGAGCCCAACAAUAGUACCAUCAACUACCUGGGAGACGAGUCUGUUCUCAUUCCAUUCGACAUGAUUUCUGGGGAAAACAUCAGCAAGAACCUGAACUUUCGUCAACUGAACGAUGACCUGGAAGCGGGAAAGAUUAAGGUCUUUGCGAACGGCCCCAGGACCCCGUGCACAGAUCGCAAGGUCAAGCAGAUGUUCUGGCAUGGCCUAGAUGAGGAUCAGGAUCAGGAUCAGGAUCCAAUGGACAUCAACAUAAGGAGCAUCAAGCCGCGAGCAACUUUAAAUUUCAGUGAGAAUAUGACCAUGUCCCCCUUGGCACAAACAGCGCCAGUAGCGGCAGUAGCAGAGCCGUUGCCGCGGGAAAAGCUAAAGAUACCGGAUGAUAAGCGCAAGUAUCGGGUCUCGCAGGCGGAUGAGAUGAUGCUGGACAACACGAACUUCCUGGCACAUGCCAAAUUGGGCGAUGAGACCCAAUCUCGCAAUAGUUCCAAGGUCUUAUCGAGGAGAGAGUCUACAUAUGAAAGCUCGGAGAUCGAUUUGGGAACGCCCAAGAGGAACAGCAGCUGCAGACAGGACUUCCAACCAUCCACCAUGCAGGAGGCACCAUCGAAGCAUUCCAAGCCCAGACAGACCAUUCAUCUGCCUGUGGAAAUGGAGCAGGAUGUGUUUCAGUUGGAAGAAGCUGCUGCCGCCAUCCCUCCAGGGCGCGCCUCCGCCUCUGCCAGACGUACCAUCAGCCUGAACGAGUCCAUGGACCAGGAAAAUAUUGUCGACGAGAAAGCCACAGUCAUCCAGUCCGAGGAUAACGUGCCGCGCAAGCACACCAUAUCGAAACGUAGGGAGACUUUGCUCAUGGAGGAGAGCAUGGAAGAGGAUAUUAUAAGUCCUCUCAAGGAGCUGCAUCUCAAGGGGAAUGCUCAUCCGGCAAAGGGACCUAAGUCCCGUCACACUCUCCACUUGGCGGAACCGUUGGAGGAAGACGAAGUCCACCCCCGGAAUGCUGCAGCCACUGAGGCCAUAAGUAAAGAUCGUAGGCACCUGGCUGAAGCCGUUCAGGAGCAUCUUCAAAUGGGCAAUCAGAGGUCCAAAGCUAGGCAGACUAUUCUUCAGGAGGAACCAAUAGAGGAAGAUGUUGACAAUGCAGCUACUGGGGCCAUAAGGAAUGAAGCGGUUCAGCAGAAUCUACCCAUGGGAAAUCAGAGAUCGAAAGCCAGGCAGACUAUUCUUCAAGCGGAACCAAUAGAGGAAGAUGUCACCGCAACGGGGGCAAUACAAAACAAAUCCUUUCAGCCGAAUCUACAAAUAGGAAAUCAGAGAUCCAAAGCCAGACAGACUAUUCUUCAAUCGGAAGCAAUAGUGGAAGAUGUUGACGAUGCAGCCACUGGGGCCAUAAGGAAAGAUUAUGAGCACCUGGCGGAAGCCGGUCAGAAACAUCUACCAAUGGGAUAUCAAAGAUCCAAAGCCAGACAGACUAUUCUUCAGUCGGAACCAAUAGAGGAAGAUGUUGAUGAUGCAGCUACUGGGGCCAUAAGGAAAGAAGCCCUUCAGCAGAAUCUACCAAUGGGAAAUCAGAGACCCAAGGCUAGACAGACUAUACUUCAGGCGGCAGCAAUUGAGGAAGAGUUUGACUAUGCAGCCACAGGGGCCAUGAGGAAAGAUCGUAAGCAGCUGGCUGAAUCCGUUCAGGAACAUCUACCAAUGGCGAAUCAGAGAUCCAAAGCUAGCCAGAGUAUUCUGCAAUCGGAAGCAAUAGAAGAAGAUGUUGAUGAAGAUACUGGGGCCAUAAGGAAAGAUUAUGAGCACCUGGCGGAAGCCGGUCAGAAACAUCUACCAAUGGGAUAUCAAAGAUCCAAAGCCAGACAGACUAUUCUUCAGUCGGAACCAAUAGAGGAAGAUGUUGACGAUGCAGCUACUGGGGCCAUAAGGAAAGAAGCCCUUCAGCAGAAUCUACCAAUGGGAAAUCAGAGACCCAAGGCUAGACAGACUAUACUUCAGGCGGCAGCAAUUGAGGAAGAGUUUGACUAUGCAGCCACAGGGGCCAUGAGGAAAGAUCGUAAGCAGCUGGCUGAAUCCGUUCAGGAACAUCUACCAAUGGCGAAUCAGAGAUCCAAAGCUAGCCAGAGUAUUCUGCAAUCGGAAGCAAUAGAAGAAGAUGUUGAUGAAGAUACUGGGGCCAUAAGGAAAGAUUAUGAGCACCUGGCGGAAGCCGGUCAGAAACAUCUACCAAUGGGAUAUCAAAGAUCCAAAGCCAGACAGACUAUUCUUCAGUCGGAACCAAUAGAGGAAGGUGAUGACGAUGCAGCUACUGGGGCCAUAAGGAAAGAAGCCCUUCAGCAGAAUCUACCAAUGGGAAAUCAGAGACCCAAGGCUAGACAGACUAUACUUCAGGCGGCAGCAAUUGAGGAAGAGUUUGACUAUGCAGCCACAGGGGCCAUGAGGAAAGAUCGUAAGCAGCUGGCUGAAUCCGUUCAGGAACAUCUACCAAUGGCGAAUCAGAGAUCCAAAGCUAGCCAGAGUAUUCUGCAAUCGGAAGCAAUAGAAGAAGAUGUUGAUGAAGAUACUGGGGCCAUAAGGAAAGAUUAUGAGCACCUGGCGGAAGCCGGUCAGAAACAUCUACCAAUGGGAUAUCAAAGAUCCAAAGCCAGACAGACUAUUCUUCAGUCGGAACCAAUAGAGGAAGGUGAUGACGAUGCAGCUACUGGGGCCAUAAGGAAAGAAGCCCUUCAGCAGAAUCUACCAAUGGGAAAUCAGAGACCCAAGGCUAGACAGACUAUACUUCAGGCGGAAGCAAUUGAGGAAGAGUUUGACUAUGCAGCCACUGGGGCCAUGAGGAAAGAUUAUGAGCACCUGGCGGAAGCCGGUCAGAAACAUCUACCAAUGGGAUAUCAAAGAUCCAAAGCCAGACAGACUAUUCUUCAGUCGGAACCAAUAGAGGAAGGUGAUGACGAUGCAGCUACUGGGGCCAUAAGGAAAGAAGCCCUUCAGCAGAAUCUACCAAUGGGAAAUCAGAGACCCAAGGCUAGACAGACUAUACUUCAGGCGGCAGCAAUUGAGGAAGAGUUUGACUAUGCAGCCACAGGGGCCAUGAGGAAAGAUCGUAAGCAGCUGGCUGAAUCCGUUCAGGAACAUCUACCAAUGGCGAAUCAGAGAUCCAAAGCUAGCCAGAGUAUUCUGCAAUCGGAAGCAAUAGAAGAAGAUGUUGAUGAAGAUACUGGGGCCAUAAGGAAAGAUUAUGAGCACCUGGCGGAAGCCGGUCAGAAACAUCUACCAAUGGGAUAUCAAAGAUCCAAAGCCAGACAGACUAUUCUUCAGUCGGAACCAAUAGAGAAAGAUGUUGACGAUGAAGCUACUGGGGCCAUAAGGAAAGAAGCCCUUCAGCAGAAUCUACCAAUGGGAAAUCAGAGACCCAAGGCUAGACAGACUAUACUUCAGGCGGCAGCAAUUGAGGAAGAGUUUGACUAUGCAGCCACUGGGGCCAUGAGGAAAGAUUAUGAGCACCUGGUUGAAGCCGUUCAGGAGCAUCAUGUGCCCACUGGAGAUCGUUCGUCGAGAUCUAGGCAAACACUGCUUACGGCAGUACCCAUCGAGGAAGACCAUUCCAUUGCAUACCAGAGUUUCAAACCGAGAAACACUCACGAAUCCAGGGAGGAGUCGGUGGCCUUCAAAUCCAAAAAUACUCUUAUGCUGGCGGAACUCAUUGAAAAUAUGACAGCCUUUCGGACGUCUAAAGCUCGCCAGACUCUGCUCUUGGCCACCUCCAUGGAGGAGGAGGAGCAGUUGAGGGAACCACCACUCGAGAAGUCUACAAAAGUGGCUCCAAAUCGUGGAUCCCGGGCUGAACAGACAUUGAUCAUGUCUGAAUCUAUGGAAGAGGAGGCGGAGAAGGCGGACGACUUCCAGAGCCCCCUUCAAUCAACAGGAGCUCCUCCGGAGCUCCUUCCGAUCACUCCCAUGCUGAAACAAAACCGAUCAGGGUCGCUUAAUUCCAUGAAAGAGUUUGAACAGUUCGAGAAAGAUACCAAUCAGGCGGCUACGCCCCGCAGUCCGCUUCGUAAGAUAUCGGCAUUGCUGCGGAAAUUCAGCUCCAUGGGCGAGUCCAUGAAAAUGAGUUUGGAGGGCGAUGCCUCGGAAUGUGGCACUCCUAUACGGCACAGUGGAGAUGCCAAGCGAUUGUUCGCCCACCUCACGCCCAAUCUGCCAGAGGCCAAGAAGCGCAAUACCCAUCUCUUUGGGGAUAUGGAGAUGGAGCAGGAGAUGGAGGCGAGUAUUGCCAUUAAAGAAGUGACGGCAGCGGUGGACAUGAACUUUGACUUGACCUUGCAGCCCGUGAGAGGCCUUAUUGGCGAGCACAUGUCGCGACCCACUGUAUUCGAGGAGAGACCCAUCACCGUUUCGGAUGUGUCCGCCUACUUCCAAAAUCAGUCGGGCAAGGUGAAGAAGGAGCCGGCUGAGGGUACGAUAGAGGUGGAGCACGGGGAGAAGCGCGACACUUGCCCCAGGGACAGUGGAAGCUCCACAGACCGUUCGUUCAAGAGCUACGCACCCACAAACAAGAGGUUCAUCAAUCUGUCCGGGGACACGACCAUCUUUUCGGCUGCCAUAGUGGAGACCAUUGACGUGGAUCAACCGGAGAACAACCAGAUAGACAAUGUACGGCUCAGUUUGGUCUCCACUCUGGCCGAUGAGCCGGACACGGAUGAGGAGGCACCGGUUGAGGACGCCGUGGCACUGCCCAAACAGCCUGAGCCUCAGCCUCAGCCAGAGCCAGAGCCUGAGCCCUGCCAGGAGCAACAGGAGAGCUCUCGAGUGGUGGCUGCUGGGUCCAGUGCGUCCUGCAGGAGGUGUGCUAACUGCAGGAGAUCCCUGAGUGAGCCAAGGCUGAGCAACGACUCCUUUGUCCUGCCCACCCAGCCGCAGUGGGAUCUGACGCGGGAAAUAGAAAUGCUGCGCCGCGUGAGAGCGAAGCCCAACCUGGACGACGUGCACAAGUACUGGCAGAUGAAGGAGCAGGAGAGGCGGACGAUCGCCCUGGAGAAAGAGCUGGACAGUUCGAGUGAGGCGUCCGAGGAGGAAGAGUUCAGCGAGUGGGACGUGAACGAGGUGAUGGCGACCUACAAAGGGGAAAUGGAAAGAUUCAAGCGCAAUCUGGCCGACAACCAGGAAGUGCUUCAGCAGAUGCUCGUCGCACUGGAACCAGUGGAAACGUUCUUCGAUCGCCUGCACGACCUGUUGGGCGAGCAGCAGCCCAACUGGAUAUUUGACUACCAGCUAAAGGUCUCCCGGAAAUUGAUCUUCACCCAUCGACUGCUCACCACCUUCCGCCUGAUCGUUGACUACGAGACUGUGGACGACUUGGAGACAGCCAUACGGGUGUGCGACAUCAAUGUGGAACAGGCCACAGUCAUUCUGCCACUGCAGAGCUGGACGGCGUUUGAGCACCUGCUCGACUUUCAGCUGCAGCUCAAGCUGCCAGUAAAUCUCACCGACUCGAUCGAGGGCAGCAGCGUGGAGGCCUUCGCACAGUUUCUGCAACGCAUAAAUGCCAUUUGUGUGGACAUACUACGCACAUUCCACAAGCUAUUGACGGUGCUCACAGCAACAAGGACGAGUCUUCUAAGGCAAGUCAAUCGAAUCGUUGUCAAAAAGACUGUGCGCCGGCACAUUGAGGUGGAUACACGCACGCGCAUGGAGAAGACCGAUUUCGUGAUUGAAAUCGGCAAUGUCGAGGCAAUUUCGUUCAGGGAUAUUCUGCAGCCAAAGCUACAUUUCUUCAACGAAAAUAUUCAGUUUCUGCCAACGGGAGUGGCCUUUUUGGAAGCAUUUCUAGAUCAUCCCGAACAGUAUCUCAAAGUUUAAUCGUUUUUAAAGGUACAAAAUAAUAUAAUAUACUCCUAAAUAGAUUGUUAUUUUUUUAACCACA
This is a messenger RNA of Drosophila miranda, 6781 nucleotides long. RefSeq lists its product as uncharacterized. The transcript has 7 exons. The record is from RefSeq and is a predicted model, not a curated record. NCBI's taxonomy places the organism in Eukaryota, Metazoa, Arthropoda, Insecta, Diptera, Drosophilidae. Bases 73 to 6717 code for a protein of 2214 amino acids.